ACGAGACUGCUCAUUUAAACUGUAUGCCAGGCGGAUGGAAUGCGCUCUCAGAGCAUCUCGCGGUUAACUUUGGACUCUGUGUGGGGACUCGUUGACCGUGCGCGCAUGGGUUCCGUGACAGGUUGUAAAGAAGGAAUUCCAACACUAUUUUUAAAGCCACACGCGGAUCUGGGGGCGUGGACCGCUCGAGCACAGACCGUUUGGUUCGAGGAACAUUUUAAUGUGACUGUUGGAUGUGGAUUGUCGUACCGCUCUACCGGCUUGGAGUGCCCCGGCAUACCCAAAGCAUUUGGACACAACACGGUCCGAGCUGUCGCUCUCGUUGGUUCGGGAUUGCUUUGAGUUUAAAAUGAUAUUUUCUGUCAAUUUCCCUGUCAUUGGAAUACGUACAUUUUGCUCCGAUUGAGGGUUUACAAGAGUGAGGGCGGCGUGGAAGGAAUAGGCUACUACAGCGGGAGCAAAGCGUCUCCAAAUGGCGCAACGUUGGAACGUUUAUGAUUACAUAUAACUAAACCAAUUACUGAAUACGGUAACACUUUCUAAUCGGUCUAAAUCUGGAACAAUUCUUGGUUUUAAAUAAUGAUUUUUUUUCUUUGCCUAAAGUGAUUGUUUACCGUGAACCUGGCAUGUCAAUAUGGGCGAGUAACAUCGAUGGCAAAUGACAUCGGGGAUUUGAGCGCUAUCACUGCAUCCACUGAACUCAUCUCCGUCUGCAAAUAUUGGCAUGUGUCAAAGGAUAUCAGUGUAUUUCGUUUCACUGACCUUUUUCACCAAACGGGUUUAUUGGAUGUUAUCACAGAAUAACGGGAGACCAUAUAUUCCAUAGUCCCUAUAAAAAAUAAUAGAAUUUUGAACUACGUAGUCUACAGUUUAGGCUAUUAUUUUUGAGUCAUGGAUUCUAACAUUUGCAUUGUCCUUUCUUCGUGUGUUCCUGACAAUUAGACUGCAUCAAUUGCGAAGAUACUGCCAUUUUCAUUUGCAUUUAACAAUGAGAUUUAAAAUCCGUUUGGGGAAGUAGUUAUUGGUGGUGUUCUGUUCUGCACUCUUUACAUUCGCCUAUUUACAGUAGCUACAACACCCAAACAUGACAAGCACCGGACCUGUCAUCGUGUUUGAGUGGCUGAAGACCCUCCAGCUCUCUCAGUAUGUGGAGUCCUUCGUGGAUAACGGCUACGAUGAUCUGGAAGUUUGCAAACAAAUUGGAGACCCCGACCUGGAUGCUAUCGGUGUCUACAUACCGCACCACCGGCAAAGGAUCCACGACGCGGUGCAAAGGCUGAAAGACGACGAGAAGGAGACUGAGGCGGGGCUGUAUUUUACACUUGAGCCGAUGCCCCCCGCGUCCGAAAUGUGUCCUAGUCAUCUGGUGGACCAGUACGAGUCUAAACUCCGGGGGUCCAAGUCUUGGACCGAACCGAAUAGUGACCGGGUCGGGAGGAAUGGGGGCGCGUAUCUGGGCGCGCAGAGGAACCUGACGCUUGGAAACCGGAGGGAGCUGGUGAUUUACCCCAAAUUGAAGCUGAAGAUCAUGAUUAGGGAUAAAGUCAUCAGAGAUGGAGUCAACCUUGCCAGGCCACCAUACUCAAACAAGGAUGGUUCUCUGGGGAACAUUGAUGACCUGGCCCAGGAGUAUUCUGAGUACUACAACACCUCAUUCAGUGACGUCAGCGACCGCAUGGAGGAGCUACGCAAGAGACGUGUGUCCCAGGACCUCGACAUGGAGAAAGUUGACACAAGCCCCACCUCUCUGCAGCUACGCUCGGAGAUUCAGGAGUCCCUUGGUUUCAGCAGUGAGGUGUCCACUCCAGAGACAGAGAGAAAAAUGUCUCUGCACAAGUCCAGCUCUGAAGACGGCUCCGGAGGUAAAUGGGACAAUAAGAAGAAGAACAAAUCCUUCUGGCAGAAUUUCCGCAAGACAUCUCAGAAGGGAGUCAUGCAGCAGACGUCAAAAGGAGAGGACAUAGGCUACGUGGCCAGUGAGAUCACCAUGAGUGAUGAAGAGCGCAUCCAGCUGAUGAUGAUGGUGAAGGAGAAAAUGAUCACUGUAGAAGAGGCUUUGGCUCGGCUGAAGGAGUAUGAGAACCAUAGCAGACAGUCCAGCAGUACUGACACUGCAGAGUGGACUGAUGGAUCCACUCCCAAUCUAAACCAGUCCUCAAACUGCAAAUCUCGGGAGCAGUCUGAUGAUGAGCAGACAGAGGACUCAAUGAAGUUCAAACGGCUCCACAAGCUGGUCAACUCUACCCGCCGCGUCAGGAAGAAACUCAUCAAGGUGGAGGAGGGCAAGAAACACGGCUCCGAAGAUUCUCUGAGCUUGGAGGCAUCUCCUACCUGUGAGGACAACACAGCCUUGUACACAGGGGUCCUGAAGAAGUCCAGCCUGCCCCAGGAUGCCUCCAUGUCCUCCCUGACCCAGGACCAGCUCUCUCUGGAUGGGGACACAGACAGCUUGACCACCUCCCCUUCCUCCAGCAGCCUGGACACUACCUGGUCCGGACACAAGCUGGUCAAGGCCUUCUCUAAGUCCAGCAGCACCCACGGCCUCAUCCGGCCUCCCAGGAGACUCGCUGCUGGGUCUGAGGGUUUGGGAGCCGUCGGGGUGGGAGGUAGUGGAUCCUCCUUCUCAGAGCUGGACGGCUGUGGUGCCGAGGCCGAAGAGAAGGUGUCGCACUCCAUGACGGAGGGCGAGAUGCGGAAAGCUCUGACCUCUCUCUCCCAUGGGGUAAGUAAUGACACACUCUACGGUUUCUACGGCCUCACUCGGCCACGCCCCAAACCACACCCCCAGCCCUGCCUCCUUGUUGCCCUCGAUGAUGUCUCCCAGGGUAGCCCCAAACCCGCCCGUCACCACACCAGCUGGCUCAGGAAGCCUGACCCCAAUUACGCCUACUCCACCAAACACCUGCUCUACCAGCGCUCCCGGAACUGUGUCAAAACACCAGGGGUGCCCUCCUCCUGUUCCUCCCCCUCGCCCCCCGCCCGCUGUGACCUGGCCAAGGCUAAGGGUGGUACGCUGGGUGGAGGGGGGUGUGGGGGCUGGGCAUUCCCCCCUCGCAGGCUCCGCGGCCGGACGGCGGUGAGCGAACUGAACAUCACGUACGUGGUGGAGCGCAGCCUCUACGGCCACCUCAACUGGGCCCAGCUGGUCCGGCCCGUCACCCUCAGCCGUGCCGAGCGCCGCUGCCUGUUGGAGGAGGACAGGGAGGCGGACAGGAAGUGGGCGGCCAGCGUGGACCGCUGCACCAAGCGCGUGCUCUUACGCAUCCAGCAGAAGUCUAGGACAUGUAGUUUUGGAGGGUUUGACCUGUCCAACAGGUCACUCCAUGUGGUCAGUGCAGGCUCAGAGCACAAUAGUAAGGAUCCAGAGGCUGUAUACCGGGAGGUCGUCAAGUCUCCCAACACGUCUCGUAUCUCUCUGGGGAAGAAAGUCAAGUCCGUCAAAGAGACCAUGAGAAAACGCAUGUCUAAGAAGUACAGCAGCUCACUGUCUGAACAGUCGAGCCCAGAUGGGACUCCCAGCUCCCCCCAGUCCCCUCAGCCAGACACAGACUCUCUGGAGAAACCCAAGCUAAAGGCUGGAGGAUCAGUGGAGAGCCUCCGGAGCUCUCUCAGUGGACAAAGCUCCAUGAGUGGUCAGACGGUCAGCACCACAGACUCGUCAGCCAGUAACAGAGAGAGUGUUAAGUCUGAGGAUGGAGAUGACGAGGAGCCUCCCUACAGAGGGCCCUUCUGUGGCAGGGCGCGAGUACACACUGACUUCACCCCUAGCCCCUACGAUUCCGAUUCCCUCAAACUAAAGAAAGGGGAUGUGAUCGACAUCAUCAGUAAGCCACCCAUGGGGACGUGGAUGGGCCUGCUCAAUAACAAGGUGGGCACCUUUAAGUUCAUCUAUGUGGACGUGCUGAGUGAGGAGGAGGAGAAGCCCAAGAGACCCGUGAGGAGAAGGAGGAAGGGCAGACCUCCCAAACCCACCUCUGUAGAAGAGCUGCUGGAACGCAUCAACCUCAAGGAGCACAUGCCUACCUUCUUGUUUAACGGUUAUGAGGACCUGGACACCUUCAAGCUGCUGGAGGGGGAGGAUCUAGAUGAGCUCAACAUCAAAGACCCUCAACACAGAGCUGUGCUGCUCACCGCUGUGGAGCUACUGCAAGAGUAUGACAGCAGCAGCGACCCUGAGCGGAGCGGCCUGUCAGGCUCUCAGGAGAAACUGCUAUCAGAGGGCCACAUCCUGGUGGGCGACUCACCACGUGACUCCGGCUGCUAUGAGAGCAAUGAGAACCUGGAGAAUGGCAAGACCAGGAAGACAUCUCGCUCCAACCGCUCCUCUGCGGGCCUCCAAUCCCCAGACUACCCCACCCUGCCCAUGACCCAGUCUACUGAGGCCCUGCAGCAGAGCAAACUGGAGCGCACAGCCAAGUUCACAAAGCACUUCUUCCUCAAGCCCACCCUGAGGGGCUUCAGCCUGCUGGGGCUGAGGAAGGGCCCCCGCCGGAGCCCCAUGCCGGCCAGCCGCAGCUGUGAGGACGUGGACGGGCCCCCGGAGGCUACCGGGCCCCAGGCCUGGAAGAGAUCCCACUCCCUCGGGGACCUCCACUGGGAGCAGGCCUUCGACCAGAAGAAGGACUACAGCCUGGAGCUUAAGCCCGCUAAAGGUGUCUCCAAGUCGGGUAACAGCAGCAGGGUGAAGGGCCUCCAGGGUCAUGGAGAUGGGAGUUCAUCACUGGCUCAGAAUGGAGGGAGUGCUGUGAGCCCCAAAGGGCGUUCUGACCAACCCCCUGUGCCCUCCCAGCUGCCCCUCAGACCCCCCUGUCCCACCGCCCCGCUUCCCCAGCCCCAGGAGACCCUCCCCAGCCCCCUCCCCAGCCCUCCUGAACCCCAGCUGAGGGAGAGGAGCAACCGGACUCACCCCAAAAAGCCCCCAGUCCCCCCUCCCGUUCCAGUCAAGAAAUCCAAGGAGCGCCUGGCCAAUGGGAUACGCCACCGCUCCCUUGUCCUUUCCUCCCCCACUCAUUCCUAUACUUCCACCCACUCUCAUUCCCCCAGCCCUGUCAUCAGCAGCCCCAGUGCCCCAGCCCUCCCCAGUAAGGCCUCCAGUACCCCUGCCUCCCCCUCUCCAGCCUCCCCUGCCUCCACCACCACCUGCUGUCCAGAGCCAGAGGAACCAGGCACCCCCCCAGCCGUGCCCCCUCCCUGGCUGUCUGACCUGCCCGAGGCGGCCUGCCCUCAGGCUCAGAUCCAGGGCGGUGGUGGCAAGAUGGCGGUGGCCAGGAAGGUGUCCUAUGCUAAAAUGGCAGUCGAUCUCCACAGUGUGCUGGAGCAGAGACUGGAGGCCGAGGGCAUCGACCUCACAGAGGAACCCUACUCAGACAAACAUGGUCGGUGUGGUAUCCCCCAGCCCCUGAUGCAGCGCUACAGUGAGGACUUGGAGCAGCCAGUGAAGGAUGUGGCAUCCAACAUGGACCAGGUUCGCGUCAAGCAGCUCCGUAAGCAGCACCGCAUGGCUAUCCCGUUUGGAGGUUUGACAGAGAUGUGCAGGAAGCCGCUCUCCCCAGGUCACGUGAGCACCGUCUCUGAUUGGCUCGUGUCCAUCGGCCUACCCAUGUACGCCACACCGAUGGCAGCUGCGGGAUAUGACACGUUGGGACGUGUGUCCUCUCUCACAGAGAGCGGUGUGUGGGAAGUGGGGGUGCGGGACGAGAGGCACGUCCGUAGACUUGUGAGCGAGGCCCGAUUGGUCAGCGCACACAGAGACGGACAGUCGUAACCGUGACAGUGGAGCCCAUGCAGGUGUAACUGAGACAGUUGAACGGCUACGGGAAACAGUUGAGACUAAAGCACAGUUGAGACUAAAGCACAGUUGAGACAAAAGCACAGUUGCAAAUAAAUGCAGAACUGAAUAACUGUGAACGUGACCACAGCACAGCUUCCAGCACCUAUUGAGACUUUUGACUGGACUACGGAGUGCGGGUGGUUUGCAGUUGCAGCCCAGCUAACGCUUGAGACUUUUGACUGGACUACGGAGUGCGGGUGGUUUGCAGUUGCAGCCCAGCUAACGCUUGAGACUUUUGACUGGACUACGGAGUGCGGGUGGUUUGCAGUUGCAGCCCAGCUAACGCUUGAGACUUAUGAGCAGCAACCUGCUCUUAGGCCCCCGUCUUUAUCAAUCUGUCUCUCUCUCUUUCUAUUCCUCUCUUUCAGAUGUUUACGGUGAGAUUGUUCCGACUGCCGAGAACAGUUAUCAGAUGCCUUUAAAACUGACUGUUCCCUUCUGAAACAUCCCCCCCCAGUCUUAAAAUACUGAGAACUGCCUUUGAGGAAAUUAGCACACUUUUCUUACUCUUUUUUUGACUCUCCUUUUAAAGACUAAAUGAUGUUUUUUUCUGUGUUUCAGAAGUGCUUGAUUUGUAUCUCUUGUGCAAAUAGAAAAGCACUAGAGAGUAGUGAGAGGAUGUAGCUUGGCCAAAGCAAUUUCUUUCAAUGUGCAGAUUUCACCUUUGUCGUUAAUCCCAUUGCUAAAUGCUACAGUAGAUUGGAGAACAUGGUUUAUUGCAGAUAACACAACAACAACAAAUAACACAAAACAUGAAAUAGGCAAGAUUGCUGUUAUAUUAAGAUUUAAAAUCCUUAUUUUCUAUCAUGCUAUAGUGUUUUUGUAAUAUACUGAACCAUAUAUUUUAAUUUCAAGGUGUUUUUACAGUAUGUGUACAAUAAGUAUUGUGUGUCUGCUUUGUGGAAUGUCAAAGUCUGAAUGUCAGUCAUUGUAAGUAUAAACAGUCAGACAGAUCUCGACAUGAGUUUAUACAGUAUUUCAGAUUAUAUUGCAGAUUUCUUGGUUGCAUGUAAUCCUCCAAUAUGUAGGUCCUUACAACAACACUAUCUACACAGUACUGCUCUAAUAAUCUUACAUGGGAGAUCAGCUUUUCUUUGCAGACAAUAUCGUCUCCAUAUAUCUAUCCAGGCGGAUUUUAAGUUGCCUUACCAUUAUGUAAAAAAAAACAAUUAGAUUAAUACGUAUUCAUGUACUCAGCAUUAUAAAUACAGCAGGCAUUUCAACCCCCAUCUUUGACUAAGGCUUGAUUCCUCAAAGCCUCACCGGGCCAAUAUGUUUUGAAUGUGCUUGUAAUGACAGUGAUUGUUAGUAGAAGACACACACACAUGCACACACACGCGAGCAGCCACAUAGCUCUGUCGGUAGUGUCCUUGCUGUUCUUGUUAAGCACAGAUGUUGAUCCACAUGAAGUCUAAUUUAAACACAGUGUUCCAUGUUCAACGGCCAGCCAUAGACCAGCUCAGUACUGUAGACCACAGAGACAGACUGAGACAUGAUGUAGAUGAUCCACUCAGAAGGAGGGGCAAAGAGGAGUGCUACAGCUGUUCCACAGAGACCCAGCUAACAGCUGGUUUAUCAUGUCCGUCUGAGCCUCUCUUGGAAGAACAAGAACAAGAAGGGGGGUGUCUUAGAGAGAGACACAGUCAGGGAGUACAGAUGAGAAUGGGAAUGGACUGAAUCUCCAUUCACUGACCAGCAGACCAGACCUGUGAGUCCCUAGCAGUGGAUUCCUAGUCCAAGACCGGUGUGAAUGGAACCACCUUUGUAAUGUUAUUCUAGUUAUGUGAAGUACUACAUAUUGCAAACAAUAUUCAAGUCUUAUCCCUUGUCUCGGGUUUCAAAAUACAAGUUUGCAGAGUGGUGUAACGCAGGGGUGCUUUUGCAGUGGACACUCGAUAGAAGUUUGAUGCCUUUUCUCUUCAAUCAUAGUGGAGCUCCAGGUUAGCCUGGGAGACACUUGUAGGCGGAGUUUUUAAAGAAACAAAAAUACCUAAAAUUUAAGAUGUAAAAAAUACUGUCACUGUAAAAUGCACUUUAGAAAGUAAAUAAAAAAUGUUUAAGCAAAAUUGGCAAAAUGUUCUUUAAGUCUGUAAGCAGACAUUUGUUUUCAGGUAAUGUAAAGGGUUUGAUUGAAUGGGUUAUACUGGUAUUUAGUUAUCUUAGUAUAGUUCCCAAUGCCAAGUCAAUGUACAAAUGUAAUUAAUAAUAAUUCAUGAAUUAACCUGUUCCAAUUACUUAACUUCCAAUUUACUUUUGCAGUCUUACAGAAAACGUAAUUACAUAUAUGAAAUGGUUAACAAGAGUUGCACAUUCUGUAUAUGUAAUUAGUAUUUAAAUAACUUAUUUUGGGGCUUUUCAUAUCAACUGUAAUUACUAUACAAAUAGCAAUACCUUCCUGCAAAUUGCAUUAGCCAGUGAAAAGCUACAGUGUUUAUUGUAAAAUAUAAGUGUACAAAUGAUUUAAUUUGGUUUCAACUAGCUAAUGAUUGUCUAUAAAGAUAUUCUUGUGUAUUGAAACAAAAAAUGAUGUCUAACUAUUUGUCAUUCUGAAAUAUAAUAAAAACGCUAUCGCCA
Molecule: messenger RNA, 8404 nt
Organism: Oncorhynchus masou masou (cherry salmon)
Lineage: Eukaryota; Metazoa; Chordata; Actinopteri; Salmoniformes; Salmonidae
Product: SAM and SH3 domain-containing protein 1-like
Exons: 20
Coding region: 1085-5764 (1559 amino acids)
Molecular function (GO): protein binding
Source: RefSeq, a predicted model, not a curated record